CAGCCGCCGCCGCCGCAGCCGCUCCCUCCCCGUGGCGGCCGGGGGGGCGGGACGCCGCGGUAGCGCCAGCGCCGCUGUCAGCGCCCGAGGGGCUGGGGGGCCCUGCCGGCCGCGGGCAGCUGCGGGGGGCUGCCGGCGCGCAGCGCAGCUUAGCGGAGCGGGGCCGCCCGCUGCUGACAGCCGCACCGCGGCAGACGCGGAGCCGCGCCGCAGCAGCACCGCGCCCGCGGCGCCGGAUCCCCCGUCGCGGCAAAGAACAGUUCAGCAGCAUCUGAGGAUGGAUAAAGACUUCCGCUACUACUUCCAGCACCCGUGGUCUCGCUUAGUUGUGGCUUACUUAGUGAUCUUCUUUAACUUCUUAAUAUUUGCUGAGGACCCAGUAUCUCACAGUCAGACUGAAGCCAAUGUUAUUGUUGUUGGUAAUUGUUUCUCCUUUGUAACAAAUAAAUACCCUGAAGGAGGAGGCUGGAGAUUUUUGAAGGUGUUUCUGUGGCUGCUUGCCAUUCUCACAGGACUGAUAGCUGGGAAAUUUCUCUUCCAUCAGCGCCUGUUUGGUCAGUUGCUCCGUCUGAAAAUGUUUCGAGAGGACCACGGGUCUUGGAUGACGAUGUUCUUCAGUACCAUCCUCUUCCUCUUCAUUUUUUCUCACAUUUAUAAUCUGUUCCUCAUUAUGGCAGGGAAUAUGAGUGCAUAUAUUAUAACAGACUUCAUGGGCAUCAGGAAUGAAAAUUUUAUGAAGGUAGCUGCAGUUGGGACUUGGAUGGGAGAUUUUGUCACAGCGUGGAUGGUCACAGAUAUGAUGCUUCAGGACAAACCCUACCCAGAUUGGGGAAAGUCUGCCAGAGCCUUCUGGAAGAAAGGAAACAUUAGGAUCAUAUUAUUCUGGACGGUUCUGUUUACUCUGACCUCUGUAGUUGUGCUUGUCAUCACUACUGACUGGAUCAGCUGGGACAAGUUGAAUCGUGGAUUUCUGCCAAGUGACGAGGUCUCGAGAGCCUUCUUGGCUUCUUUCAUCUUGGUGUUCGACCUUCUUAUUGUCAUGCAGGACUGGGAGUUCCCACAUUUUAUGGGUGAUGUCGAAGUGAAUCUUCCAGGCUUGCCAUCUGCACACAUGCAGUUCAAAGUACCUUAUUUCCAAAAGAUCUUCAAAGAGGAAUAUCACAUACAUAUAACAGGUAAAUGGUUUAACUAUGGAAUUAUCUUCCUUGUUUUAAUCUUGGAUCUGAAUAUGUGGAAGAACCAAAUCUUUUACAAACCUCAUGAAUAUGGUCAAUAUAUUGGUCCUGGACAGAAGAUCUACACAGUGAAGGACUCAGAAAGCUUGAAAGACCUUAAUAGAACUAAGCUGUCUUGGGAGUGGAGAUCCAAUAACACUAACCCAUUGACCAACCGGACCUAUGCUGAAGGAGACAUGUUCUUGCACAGCAGAUUCACAGGCUCUAGCCUUGAUGUCAAAUGCCUGGCUUUUAUUCCAAGUUUGCUGGCUUUUGCUUUGUUUGGUUUCUUCAUCUGGUUCUUUGGGCGAUUUCAGAAAACUGACCAAGGCAUGGAGAAUUUAGAUAAAUCCUACACAAGAAUGAAACGAAAGUCACCAUCAGAUAUGGGAAUGACACGAGAAAAUACACAGGUGUUAGUAGAAGAACCAUUAAGUUUUCAGGAACCACAUCUCGUAUCCAUAAAAUCAGACUUAAGUGAAAUAGUUUUUAAUUCUUCUCUCCUAACUUCUGAAAACUUGAACGCACAACUGAACGAACAAGAUAGCCCUUUACAGCCAGUACCAGAGUCCUCUGUCCCUAAGAGUAAUCCUGUGACAUAGAGGCAAAUACCCAGGAAAAUCAGUUUAAAUAAGCCGUUACUAUAAGAUUUCAGUUUUACCUUUUGUAAGUUAAGAUUUACAUAGUGUUUAGAAUAAGAAACUCAACCUAUACCAAAAGGUGCUCAGCAUGCUUUUUCUAGGAAUUUUGUUUUUUAUUUGUAUUAUAGUAUGUGCCUACUGUAUAUCUAACAUUCCUUUAUAGAUUGCUUCCCAAAAUUGCACAAGCUAUUUAUUAAUACAUUACCUUAAUUGUAUAGUAGUGUAUUAGAUGAUUACUUGCAGGUAUAAAAUUCUACCGUGGUGGUGCCUUGAGACAUUAAACUGUUUUUUAACUCAACGCCAGAUGUAUAGCACAGUUCUUCUAAUCUAUUUUGCAAAGCUUUUUGUAUAUGGUUAUUUCAAGUAUCAUUUGAUGUCUUGACAGAGGAGAUGAAUAUAGUUAUUCCUAAAGCAGAAGGGUUUCUGUUAGGACAUCACAACUUGACUUUGUUAUUUAGUCAUCUGUGAAGCCAGUGACUUUGAUGACCGGACUGCAGAGAAGCAUGUUGAUUACCUUUUAAUUUUUGCUGGCUAGCUGCCAAACACAAAUACAGAUUCAUUAUGUGGUAAACAGCAGAGUAAUAAUACGGCAUGGGUCACUACUUGUGAAAAUACGUCUUUCUCCAUCAGUAAUAGCAAUUAGGUGAUAAUGCCUAAUUAUAUUUUUCCUAAUUAAAGAUAAACUGCUCCUCGAUUAAAAGUUUUGCCCUUCACCUUUUAGAAACAGAGGUGAAAAUGCAUGGUCAAAAGCAACUCUUUUCAUCAUCACACCAAAUCUAUGCAACAUCAAAGAGCCAGUGGAGUGAUAACAGUAAAGGACACAAAGCCCAUUAAAUACAAUAUUCGUGUGGUGAGGUGCAGAUGUGGUCUGGGCAUAUGUGAAGCAUAUGUAUCGUAAAAUCAUAGAAUCAUAGAAUGGUUUGGGUUGGAAGGGACCUCAGAGAUCACCUAGUUCCAACCCCCCUGCCAUGGGCAGGGACACCCUCCACUAGACCAGGUUGCCCAAAGCCCCAUCCAACCUGGCCUUGAACACUUCCAGGGAGGGGGCAUCCACAACCUCUCUGGGCAACCUGUUCCAGUGCCUCACCACCCUCGUAGUAAGACAUUUCUUCCUAAUACCUAAUCUAAAUCUAGUUUAAAGUUUAAAGCCAUUACCCCUUGUCCUAUCACUACAUGCCCACAUAAACAGUCCCUCUCCAGCUUUCUGAUAAGCCUCCUUUAAGUACUGGAAGGCCACAAUAAGGUCUCCCCGGAGCCUUCUCUUCUCCAGCCUGAACAAUCCCAACUCCCUCAGCCUGUCUUCACAGGAGAGGUGCCCCAGCCCUCUGAUCAGCUUCGUGGCCCUCCUCUGGACUCGCUCCAACAGGUCCAUAUCCUUUUUAUGUUGGGGUCUGGAGAGCUAGAUACGGUACUCCAGGUGGGAUCUCACGAAAGCAGAGUGGAGGGGCAGGAUCACCUCCCUUGACCUGCCUGUCACGCUUCUUUUGAUGCAGCCCAGGAUACGGUUGGCUUUCUGGGCUGCAGACACACUUUGCCGGCUCAUGUUGAGCCUUUCAUCAAUCAACACCCUCAAGUCCUUCUCCUCAGGGCUGCUCUCAAUCCAUUCUCUGCCCAGCCUGCAGUUGUGCUUGGGAUUGCCCUGGACCACGUGCAGGACCUUGCAUUUGGCCUUGUUGAACUCCAUCACGUUUGCAUGGGCCCACCUCUCAAGCCUGUCAAGGUCCUUCUGGAUGGUAUCCCUUCCCUCCAGCGUGUCGACCACACCACACAGCUUGGUGUCGUCGGCAAACUUGCUGAGGGUGCACUCGAUGCCACUGUCCAUGUAACCCACCAAGAUGUUAAACAGUGCCGGUCCCAGUACCGACCCCUGAGGAACAUCUCCAAAUACUGAAGAAAUGUUUAGGGUUUUUAAUUAAAGCAGAUUAAUAAUUCAAUGUUAUUGUAGUCUUUUUUUUUUCCUUCAUUCAUUAUUACCAUGAAUAAGUGUAACCUGGAAGCAGAAAUAUAGAGAAACUGGGUUUUUUUGCUUUUUUUGAAGGGGAUUUUGUAAUAUGAAUUCCUCUGCUGUAUGAUCAAACUAUAUGCACUAGAGAAAUUGCAUAUCUAAAACAUCAGAAAGACUCUGAUUUGCCUCUAAUUUAGUUCUAUAAAUUGUUGUUACAAGUUACUAAAUAAUAAGUCAUUUUUAAGUCUGAA
Grus americana (Whooping crane) is the source of this 4051-nucleotide messenger RNA. RefSeq names its product transmembrane protein 117 (gene TMEM117). Bases 278 to 1816 code for a protein of 512 amino acids. NCBI's taxonomy places the organism in Eukaryota, Metazoa, Chordata, Aves, Gruiformes, Gruidae. Gene Ontology annotation, biological process: intrinsic apoptotic signaling pathway in response to endoplasmic reticulum stress. The transcript is spliced from 8 exons. The record is from RefSeq and is a predicted model, not a curated record.